AUGCCGGCGGCGAGCGCCACGGGGCUCGGCGACCGACAGUUCGCAGCCAUGAAGUUCAGCCUAUCGCAGCUGUUCCGGUGUGCCAAGCCGCUCAAGGACGCGAUCGCCGAGGGGCUCCUCGGGUGCCCGCACACCAUCGCCAUGGUGCUAUCCUACGCCGACACGGCGACGCUCGUCACCUGCCUGCGCGUGAGCCGCGAGUUCCACCACAUGGCCGGCAAGAGCCUGUACCACACCAUCACGGUACGCGCGGGGCAAGAGCACCGGCUGCUGUGCGGCGUCGAGAGAGCCGUGACGACAAACUUCAAGACCCGCCUGCUCGCCAAUGUGCGGGUGCUGACCCUUGUCGGGUUCCCGUCGAUGUGCGAGCCGCACUGUAUGCGGAGACACACGCCCUUUUUCCCCAACCUCGACACCCUGCGCAUCGUCCACCUCCCGUCAUGGCACCCUCCGAACCAUCGCUGCAGCCUGCUGCAAGGGGUCGCGCCGCGCAAGGCAGUCAUACGCAACAUGGACGGGCUGCACAUGAACCUCCGGGUACACGAGACGCGGUGGAGCACAGCGAGGCUCGACACGCUCGUCAUCAUGCUCCCGACGCAUGGCUGGCUCCUGCAGAGCCCCGGGAGACUGCUCACCGGCUUUGAGAAGGUGCCGCGGGUCAAGGUCGUCUUCUGGCCGCUCGUGCGCCCGGCCGAGGUCAUGCCGACGACGGUCAACCCUGCGCUGAGUAGGUCGCGAUGCGAGAUGGGCAAGCUGACGCAAGUGAUACCGAGCCUGCGCGACCUGGUUAUCGGACGCCCGGAUAUGCAAGUGACGCUGUACGGCCUCGAGACGCUGCUCCUUGGCGAAGGCAGCCGCUUUGCAGCCGCCGUGCGGCAGGCGUACCCGCCCAACACGGUGCUCACGCAGGCGCUGCUCCAAGAACAUGUGCAAGCUGAGAUAUCCGCCGCGUGCGACGGGGACGGAGUCGCCGCCGUCCGCUUUCGCACCAGGGACGAGUAUGUUGCUGAUGUGGACGCGCGCGGGGGCGAGCUCAAGGCGGAGGACUGGGCGAGGCGUUAG
Vanrija pseudolonga is the source of this 1062-nucleotide messenger RNA. RefSeq lists its product as uncharacterized. The coding region runs from base 1 to 1062 and encodes 353 amino acids. The record is from RefSeq and is a predicted model, not a curated record. The transcript has 4 exons. Lineage: Eukaryota; Fungi; Basidiomycota; Tremellomycetes; Trichosporonales; Trichosporonaceae.